Messenger RNA from Manduca sexta (tobacco hornworm), 3536 nucleotides. RefSeq names its product SEC14-like protein 2. NCBI's taxonomy places the organism in Eukaryota, Metazoa, Arthropoda, Insecta, Lepidoptera, Sphingidae. The transcript is spliced from 10 exons. The coding region runs from base 195 to 1424 and encodes 409 amino acids. The record is from RefSeq and is a predicted model, not a curated record. Gene Ontology annotation, cellular component: cytoplasm.
CACGACCGCCGCUCUCAGUAAGCGCGCAGACGGGUCGCGACGUACUCGUUCGGCGUCACAAAGAACUUUUCAACUGGCAACGUGCAAAUCGAGUUUAUCGAACAGUCAAUUGCACGUCACUGUUUAUCGAUUGUGCACGCGUACAUAAAUAUUAAGCGUAACAAAAUAUUUAAUAUUGAUUUAUUUUUGUGAAAAUGGCACCUAUUUCUAACACAGUGGUGGGAAUCGACGACGAUCAGCGCUUUGCAUUGAUGAAGUUUCGAAGAAGCGUUAAAGACGUUGUGAAACCAGAACACAACGACCAUUUCCUGCUAAGAUGGCUGCGAGCCAGGCAAUGGGACCCGGAAGCAGCGGAAAAAAUGCUCAGAGACUCUCUAAAAUGGCGCGAGAAAUGGGGGGUGGACACAACAUUACCAACAUGGCAGCCUCCGGAGGUUUUAGAGAAACAUUUUCCUAGUGGCAGCACAGGCUUUGACAAAGAAGGCUCACCAGUUAUAAUAGUACCAUUCGUGGGCUUGGACGUAUGGGGCUUACUACAUUCGCUGACCAGGUCGGACGUGAUUAGAAUGAUUCUAAAACACUUGGAGAACUACAUCGCUAUAGCGAGGAAGCAAGCGGAGACCCACGGAGCCGCAGCUUUGAAGUUAACAGUAAUAUUCGACCUAGAAGGGUUCAAUAUAAAACAGUACGCGUGGAAGCCCGCCGCUGAGAUGGUGUUCACAUUACUCCAGCUCUACGAAGCCAAUUACCCAGAGAUAUUAAAGAUUUGCUUCAUUGUAAAUGCACCAAAAAUAUUCUCAUUGGCGUUCUCCGUCGUCAAGAAAUUCAUGCACGAAUACACGAUAUCAAAGAUCAAAAUAUACGGCACAGAUGCGAAGAAAUGGCAGGCGCAAGUGCUAUCCAUUAUUGAUAAGGACCAAAUUCCGGUGCACUACGGAGGAACCAUGGUGGAUGAGAACGGAGACCCCAGAUGUAGUUUAAUUGUUAAGCCUGGCGGGAAAGUACCAAAGAGUUAUUAUUCUAAAAACAUCGCGAGCGAUUCGGAAAAGGAAUACAAGAAAGUAACAAUAAAGACUGGCGAGAAGCACGUCGUUGACUUGUUGUGUCUUGAAAAUGAUAGUGUGUUGAAAUGGGAAUUUGGAAUAGAAAGUCAUGACAUAAAAUUCUCAAUAAAAAGGAAAGACGAAGAGGGCAACGAAGAAGUCGUCCACGGACCGAGGAAGGUCGGAGAAGGGCCCGUCGAUGUAGGAGUGAUGCCUGUGAAAGGACCAGCUACUUAUUCGGUGGUAUUCGACAACAAGAACGCAUUUCUAAGAAACAAGAAAGUGUACUACGACCUCCUCAUAUCCGUGCCAUCUAGAGAUUUGAACAUGAGCGACGAACCAGACGACAGCUGCGAACCAGCGGCCGCCGGGAGCAAGUAACAUACGACACAAACCGCGCAUAACACAUACUAUGUACAUGACAGUAAACUUUGAAGACUAUUUGACUGAUAAACUUUGAGGUUAAACGUUGAACUAACCCAGAAUAAUUUCUUAUGUUUACGCGAAUGUUAGACAUUGCAAUAAAACUAUUUUACGCGUUUUACCGCGGUUUUAAUAUUUUACUGUUUCUCCCGACAUUUCGAAGACUUUAAAACCUUCAUGGUCACAGGAAAGCUAAGGUUUUGGUUAAUGCGAAGAUCCGACCGUCAAUAGCAUUUUUUUUUAAUUGCAUAAUUGUAAAAUGUAAUUGGAUAUUGUAACUUUGACCACCACCUUAGUCCGCCCCAUGACGAAGAAGGUUGCAAUCUUCGAAAUGUUGGGAGAAAAUUAUAAUAUAAAAAACCGCGACAAAAUCAGUAAAAUAGUUUUAUUUCAAAACCCAAAAUAAGUAUUAUGUCGCUGCUUACGCUCGCCUCGAGCUAAUUUACCGAACCUAAAACAGAUACGUGCCAAAUAUCUUAUUAUUUCUGUGAAAAACAGUGAAAUGACAUUUUUUGGUAUGACCUUAACGCACUUUCCCCCAAGGUCGUGAUAAAACUGCACAAAUGAAUGUGGCCAUACAAGUUCAUGCAAUUUGAAAGUACAAGUACCUUAAUACAUGUUACUUACUUAGGUAUAUCUCAAUAUUGUAAUUUUCAUUCGUAGAGACGCAGUAGUAAAACCCAAUAAGUAUUACUUAUCUCGACCCGGGGAAUCGAACCCCGGACCUCAGAGCAAUGUCGUACACGCAAUACAAUUACGCCACCAAGGCAGUCACAGUAAAUCAGUAUUCGAUUAAUUGGGCGAUACCUAAAACGAUCUUUCCCGCUAUUGUCAGUUUCAUAGCAAAAACGGACCAAUCAGAAUAAAGAUUGCUUGACUUGCUUACGGAUGAUUUAUUUUAUUGGUCCAUUAUUAUCAAUAACGCGUAGUUAGCGGUUGAGAUGGUUUAUUGGAAUCUGCCAUAAAAACAAAUGAUUUUGACUAAAUGAGUAAUUAAUGUUGGAAAAAAUAUGUAAAUAAAGCAUUUAAGUGGGUAAGCUCUGGCUAUUCAGUGUUGUUUUGUGGAGGAAAUUACAAGAAUAUCGAAAAAAAUGCUAUUAAAAAGUACAGGAAGGAAGGAGUAGUAAGGAUGGUACAAAUAAUUAUGAACUUACAAUUUUCAAGAUUUAGUGUACUCCCAAAAAAUUAAUGACAAAGAAGGCUUGGGUAAAGGAAAAUUGUUGCGUUCAUAUGUAGUAUAUACAAUGGGCUGUGAUUGUAUUAACAUCUUUAUAGAAUUGUCCCGUAACUUUACUUACAUAAAUCUUGCAUGUAGUGUGAACAUCCAUGCUACUCUAUUUAGUUAUAGUGAGUACCUAUUCCGUCUUUAUUUGAUAGCCGCAUAGGUAAAAGAGUUAAAAAAUCCCUUAACCUCUAUGGCUAUCAAAGCUGCCCUUCAAUAAUAGCCCAUAAUUGCAUAAAGACGAAUUGGUCCCAUUGUCGGAAUGGGGCCCCCUGACUAUACAAGGACUUGGUAAAAUUUUAAUAAAAUGUCGAUUUGUCACUUAGUCAUUUUAAUAAAACUAAUUAAUACCUGUUUUCAUGCAUGGAAGAUCCAGGAAAAAAUCUACUAUUUAUAUCUCCAAAAAUUCACAUAAUACUCGAGGUCUGAUAUUUAAUAAUUAAUAUACAUAAUAUUAUUGUGAGAAAAAGAACUGACGCAGUAUGAUUGUAUUAAAUAUUAUAAACAUUUACACUGACGUCAAUGUAUACUAAUUGAUGAUGUUAUAAAAACAAAUUAAUUAUACGCCUACAAUUUAAUUUAAUAAUUACUUUAAACAUUAGUCAUAUGGGAACACAUAAUUUGAAGUUACUGGUGGUCAAAGGUUUUGAAUCUACAUUGUAUAUUUUGUUAAAUCUAGAAUAAAUAUAGGUUAAAUAUAAUCGGCUGUUAAACUUUUACUUGCACAUAAGUAUUUGGUUGUAUACCUAGGGAUGUAUUCAAUAUUAGGUUUAUUAUUUUCCUGUGAUGACUUUACCUAGUACAAUUUUAAUUUUAAGCAAUAAACAAUAAGCAUUGUAUAUUAUAUA